Messenger RNA from Laetiporus sulphureus 93-53, 328 nucleotides. RefSeq lists its product as uncharacterized. The coding region runs from base 141 to 299 and encodes 52 amino acids. The record is from RefSeq and is a predicted model, not a curated record. The transcript has a single exon. NCBI's taxonomy places the organism in Eukaryota, Fungi, Basidiomycota, Agaricomycetes, Polyporales, Laetiporaceae.
CGCAUGCACACCCAUGCUGACGGCGACCAUUCUGCAGCGCGAUGGGCCCAACUCGAUCAACUCCAUCGUGGCGAGCAUGAAACCGGUGAGUGAUCGGCUUUGUCAUGUUUCAUAGUGCCAUACUUCUGUGGACUGUGUACAUGGAUAUAAUCCUCACCCACCAACCGCAUUCCUGCCCGCCGUCCUCGCCCUCCACGUACGUUCGUCCGCGCGCCCUCCCACGCCCGUACCGCGUGGGCGCACACUUGCUCAUUUCCACUUCAUCCCUUUCGCCGCUCAACUUUCCGCUGACUUGUUAACGUGCGGCGCGCUGGUCAGCAACGAGCUG